Messenger RNA from Nerophis ophidion (straightnose pipefish), 5339 nucleotides. RefSeq lists its product as uncharacterized. The transcript has 6 exons. The record is from RefSeq and is a predicted model, not a curated record. The coding region runs from base 263 to 928 and encodes 221 amino acids. Lineage: Eukaryota; Metazoa; Chordata; Actinopteri; Syngnathiformes; Syngnathidae.
AGUAAAUAUGAGCAAAGAGCCGAAUGAAAUGUGAGCUUUGUUAAUCCACGCUGAGAGCAAAGUGAAAGCGCUGAAAACGCGGAAGUAAAAAAAAAAAAAGAAAACAUGUUGGAUGUGUCGCAGCGGAGAAAUUAAAAAAAGUGCUAAGAGUGCACGCUCGGUGCAGACAGCACAAACCCGAGGAAGAUCCCCGACUUGUGUGGACCGCAUCUCCCACGCAACCAAACGACCACAUGGAUGAAGAAUGAAUGAAGAAUGACAAAUGGACUGUACAAACCAUUACGACUACGACAUCCUCGGAAGAACACACAUAAGGGCAAGGAAAACUCACACCCAGUGGGCAGGGAGAAUUCACACCCAGUGGAACGCCAGUGACAAUGCUGACUAUGAGAACCUUGGAGAGGACCUCAAAUGUGGGCAACCCUACCCCUCUAGGGGACCGAAAGCAAUGAAUCCUCUUCUCUGCAUAAGUCUGCUGCUUCUACCCCUGGCCCUGGGCUGCGGCAGCCAAAAGGCGCUUGAAGAAUUAAGAGGGGAUUACGCCGCUGUGGUGCAAACAGAUCUGGACAACGCAAAAGAAAGAAUCUCGACCCUGCAGCAGAACAGUUCCUGCCCCAAGUUGAGACAAAGGCCGCAAAGCUGCAUGCCAAGAAACAGCACGGAAAUGGUCGGCACCAUUCACAACUUAACCUGCCAAAUGGCAGGUGUGAGGUUUUCACUCACAGAGCAACUGGUCAGAUCGGUCCUAACCUCACUGGAAUGCACUUGUCCCUCCAAACUGACCAAAGGAGCCAAAGUGAAGACAAAGAGGACAGCAAUCACUCCAACAAAGAAGAGGCAGGGAAGACACCUCAGCAAAAAACUUUGCAAGGUGACUGCAAUCCUGUCGAGCAUGACCAGAUGCUACGAGAUGUUGAAUGACACCUGAUCGCGUGCCCUUGGCUCACUUUGACUCAUGCACUAAAUACUCGCGUACUCCGUCAUUGGAUUACCAACAAGGAAGCUCCUACAGUACGUUACUUCAUUUAAGUUAGUCUGUCAAAUGCCAUUUUGUCUUUCUUGAAGCUCUUUUUGGCAAUUGAUACUUCAGAUAAGCUUACACUCCACACAGUCAAGGAGGUGAGAUGACUUCUAACAGUGUCAAGUGUUAAAUGUGUUCAGUAUUGAGAGUAAAAAUCUACUUUACAGCGCUCGACAAUGGGGAUGGGUAUCAAAUCCGGUACUCUUAUAGGUACUGACCGAAUUACAAACCCCAUUUCCAUAUGAGUUGGGAAAUUGAGUUAGAUGUAAAUAUAAACGGAAUACAAUGAUUUGCAAAUCAUUUCCAACCCAUAUUCAGUUGAAACAUCAAAUAUGUUGUCUACAAAGACAACAUAUUUGAUGUUCAAACUGAUAAACUUUUUUUUUGUGCAAAUAAUCAUUAACUUUUGAAUUUGAUGCCAGCAACACAUGACAAAGAAGUUGGGAAACGUGGCAAUAAAUACUGAUAAAGUUGAGGAAUGCUCAUCAAACACUUAUAUUAAACAUCCCAGAGGUAUGCAGGCUAAUUGGGAACAGGUGGGUGCCAUGAUUGGGUAUAAAAGCAGCUUCCAUGAAAUGCUAAGUAAUUCACAAACAAGGAUGGGGUGAGGGUCACCAAUUUGUAAGCAAAUUGUCGAACAGUUUUAGAACAACAUUUCUCAACGAGCCAUUGCAAGGAAUUUAGGGAUUAUACCAUCUACGGUCCGUAAAAUCAUCAAAAAGUUCAGAGAAUCUGGAGAAAUCACUGCACAUAAGCGAUGUUAUUACGGACUUUUGACUCCACAGGCGGUACUGCAUCAAAAAGCGACAUCAGUGUGUAAAGGAUAUCAUCUCAUGGGCUCAGGAACACUUCAUAAAACCACUGUCAGUAACUACAGUUGGUCGCUACAUCUGUAAGUGCAAGUUAAAGCUCUACUAUGCAAAGCCAAAUCCAUUUCUCAACAAUAUCCUGAAACGCCGCCGGCUUGGUUGGGCCCGAGCUCACCUAAGAUGGACUGAUGCAAAUUGGAAAGGCGAGUCCACAUUUCAACUUAUAUUUGGAAACAGAGGACGUGGUGUCCUCCAGAACAAGAAGGAAAAUAACCAUUCAGAUUGUUAUAGGCGUAAAGUUCAAAAGCCAGCAUCUGUGAUGGUAUGGGGGUGUAUUAGUGCCCAAGGCAUGGGUAACUUACACAUCUGUGAAUGCACCAUUAAUGCUGAAAGGUACAUACAGGUUUUGGAGCAACAUAUGUUGUCAUCCAAGCAACUUUAUCAUGGACGCCCCUGCUUAUUUCAGCAAGACAAGUGUUACAAUAGUGUUACUUCGUAAAAAAAGAGUGUGGGAACUUUCCUGGCUCGCCUGCAGUCCAGACCUGUCUCCCAUCGAAAAUGUGUGGCGCAUUAUGAAGCGUAAAAUAUGACAGCAGAGACCCUGGACUGUUGCACGACUGAAGCUCUAUAUAAGACAAGAUUGGGAAAGAAUUCCACUUUCAAAGCUUCAACAAUUAGUUUCCUCAGUUCCCAAACGUUUAUUGAGUGUUGUUAAAAGAAAAGGUGAUGUAACACAGUGGUGAACAUGCCCUUUCCCAACUACUUUGGUACGUGUUGCAGCCUGAAAAUUCUUAAUUAUUAUUUGAACAUCAAAUAUGUUGUCUUUGUGUCGCAUUCAAUUGAAUAUGGGUUGAACAGGAUUUGCAAAUCAUUGUAUUCCGUUUAUAUUUACAUCUAACACAAUUUUCCAAAUCAUAUGGAAAGAGGGUUUGUACGUCAGUAAUAAACGGGUGUAAAUUUAGGUAAAAAUCAAACGGUACCCUAUUUCAAUACACUUGUUGCAGACACUUGGCGGGGAAACAAGCACUCAAGUGCACUUUUAAUGGACUUGGUUGGACUGCCUCAAGGUAAUGUUACCAUGGUUCAUGUCAACAAAGCAAGCAUGCGUGAUACAAAACGCAGGGAUAUGAGCACCCUCUGAAAAAAAGAGAAAAUGUACAACAACAAAAAAAAGGAAGGAACAUUUUUAUCACUACAAAGUGCUGCCAUGCAAACUCUGAAAUACAAUUAUGAAAGGCAAGACUACUUUCCCAGCAAUUAGGUGCAUUUCUACACUAUAUUUUACCUUAAUAUUUAUUAUCAUUUACCAACCUCUUUUUGACACAUGUCCAUGUAGUGUACCACAUCAUUUUUAUUUUUUUUGUAGAUAAUGUAAUAACAUCAUUAUCAUUUAAAAAAUAAUGUAACAUUAUAUAACGUGCAUGCAAAUAACUUAGUAGAUAAUUUAAUAACAUUAUCCAUCGAUCCAUUUUCUACCGCUUAUUCCCUUUGUGGUCGCGGGGGGCUGGAGGGGGUUGGCGCUGGUGCCUAUCUCAUCUACAAUCGGGCAAAAGGCGGCGUACACCCUGGACAAGUCGCCACCUUGUCGCAGGGCUAAUAACACUAUUAUAAUUGAAAAUGUAAUGUAAAAUUGUAUAACGUGAAUGCAAAAAACUCAGAAAAUGUUGCUCAUUUGACAACUCCAUCCUGUAGCCACGCCCCCUCAGAUAAUAUACUUCCAGUGGUGUGACCUCUGUUUACAUCUGUCACGUCAAAAAUAGAUCUUCUUGCUGGUUACUAAUAAAUACUCUAGAACAAGGGUGUCAAACGUACGGCCCAAGAACAGGUUUUUUCCGGCCCGCGUGAUGUUUGCCAAGUAUAGAAAGGACCGUUUUUUUUUGUUUUUUUUUUAACGUAAGAAACUGCUGUUCCAAAUGUGUCCACUAGAUGUCACAAUAGGAAUUCUGUUAGGCAAGCGAACGGUUUAUACCGAGCACAGUAAAGGGGGACUGUGGCUCCUCCUUCUCGACACACAUGAAACUUAAAACCUGACGUUUUAUGUCUUCUGCUUUGAACACAUGGUCAUUUGGCACCCUUACCCCCCCCACUCUCACCCCUCAAAAUGUCUCUGUCAAGCACGAGAAAAGUGAACUUAACCCUUUUGAAUAGUUUUUAACUCCAAUUUCAUCAGUUUGCCGGAAUCAAUCCAGAAAGACUGUGACUUAAAGUGUAAUCCUGGUUUUGUAGAUACACUGAGACAAAGUCCGAGCUCAUUGUGUUUAUGAAAAUGCACCAAUUUCCUCAGAAUUUCAAACAAACUUGAAGUGUUUUGUCCAGAGGAUUAUUUGUGAUUGGUACGCUUUCAUAAUGUGCUUUUGCUAUUUUUGGCCAAAGUCAAGCAAAGAAAACAGCCUGGAGUUGUUUUUAUUUUAAAGUUAUCAUGCCAUGAUUUUACCAUUUCCGCCCACUUGGGAAAAGAUUUUCCUCCGUGCGGCCCCUGAGCUAAAAUGAGUUUGACACCCCUGCUCUCAAACUACAACUGGUUCAGAACUAACAGUGUACGGAUUGUCCAUCCAUCCAAAAUAUGAUUAGCAGCAAAGGAGACUGCCGUCAACGUUGUGGCUCUGAGAGAGAACGGCGGCAACAGCAAGUAAGCUAGCAAGAUGGUUAAGUUAACUAGUGAACUUGUUUCGGUGCCUCUCAUCAUUUCCCCGUCCUGCAACUCUGUGCGUGUAGGCGAGAGGAACAUCGAGUACCUGCGGUUCAGGCAAGCAUUCAACACAUUUUGUGUGGAUCGUAUUGUUAUUGAUAUUUCAAAUAAAUAAAAAAUCUUGAAAGAGAUAUUUUGUCGCAAAAAUUAUUGUUUAAAAUUGCAGGAUCCCGCAGACAUGCCUAAAAACGCCCGAUAGUAAAGUACGGGACCACUUUUUAAAAAGUGCUAGCCAUGUAGCGUUAGCGAUUUCAACCCUCCAAAUUUGGUAAUGAAAACUACAGUUAAGAUACAUGUUACGAUCAAACAGUGAGUGUGCAAUAAGUACAGUACUUACUCGUCAUCGAAACACAAAGUAAGUAAGCAAAAAUUUGCAGAAUAAACACUUUUUAGGACACAGCACGUUCAGCUUCAUGGCAGACUACUUCCUGACUAGACAACACAAAGUAGCCACUAUCGCAAUCCAAUGUCUUGGAAUUUGAAUUGCAUGCAAAGUCUAUUAUACAGUGGGGCAAAAAAGUAUUUAGUCCGCCACCGAUUGUGCAAGUUCUCCCACUUAAAAUGAUGACAGAGGUCUGUAAUUUUCAUCAUAGGUACACUUCAACUGUGAGAGACAGAAUGUGAAAAAAAAUCCAGGAAUUCACAGUGUAGGAAUUUUAAAGAAUUUAUUUGUAAAUUAUGGUGGAAAAUAAGUAUUUGGUCAACCAUUCAAAGCUCUCACUGAUGGAAGGAGGUUUUGGCUCAAAAUCUCACGAUACAUGGCCCCAUUCAUUUUUUCCUUAACACGGAUCAAUCGUCCUGUCCCCUUAGCAGAAAAACA